This is a messenger RNA of Sphaerodactylus townsendi, 3062 nucleotides long. RefSeq names its product tyrosinase (gene TYR). The record is from RefSeq and is a predicted model, not a curated record. Gene Ontology annotation, biological process: pigmentation; melanin biosynthetic process. Bases 199 to 1785 code for a protein of 528 amino acids. The transcript has 5 exons. Gene Ontology annotation, molecular function: tyrosinase activity. NCBI's taxonomy places the organism in Eukaryota, Metazoa, Chordata, Lepidosauria, Squamata, Sphaerodactylidae.
CAUAACCCAGAACAUGUGAUAAUCAGAUUAACAGAAAAGUCUGUGUGUGCACGGAGGGGAAACGGCAGGGAAGGAGGCUGAUGAUCAGAAAAACUAUGUAGGGAGAAUUUUUCCGCUAUUCUCCUUCACGGGACCACAACUUGCCCGAAGUCUGUAGGCCAGUCUGCUACACUGCAGAACUCCUGCUGUGGAAAGAUAAUGUCUUUCUUCUCCAUCGGGGUCCUACUGGGCAUUCUCCCUCUCGGUUCUAGCCAGUUCCCGCGGGCGUGCGCCAAUUCAGACAGCCUGUUGACGAAGGAGUGCUGCCCAAUUUGGCCCGGAGAUGGUUCCACCUGUGGGCAGCUUUCCGGCAGAGGAUCCUGUCAAGAUAUCCUUCUUUCUGAUGCCCCGCUCGGGCCUCAGUUCCCCUUCUCGGGAGUGGAUGACCGAGAAGACUGGCCUUCCGUGUUUUACAACAGGACGUGUCAAUGCUCAGGUAACUUUAUGGGGUUCCACUGCGGCGACUGCAAGUUCAACUUUGCGGGCCCGAACUGCACCGAAAGAAAACUGCGCGUAAGGAAGGAUAUCUUCCGGAUCAGCGCCCAGGAGAAGAAUCAGUUCCUCGCUUACCUCAAUUUGGCUAAGCAUACCACCAGCCGGGACUUUGUCAUCGCCGUUGGGACGUACGCCCAGAUGAACAAUGGCUCGAACCCCAUGUUCCGAGAUAUCAACUUGUACGACCUUUUUGUCUGGAUGCACUAUUACGUGUCUCGGGACACCCUCUUGGGAGGCACCGAUGUGUGGCGGGACAUUGAUUUUGCCCACGAGGCGCCGGGUUUUCUUCCUUGGCAUCGACUCUUCUUGCUCAUGUGGGAGAACGAGAUCCAGAAGCUGACGGGAAACGACAAUUUCACCAUCCCCUACUGGGACUGGAGGGACGCCGAGAGUUGUACCAUCUGUACGGAUGAGUACAUGGGAGGACGGCACCCCACCAAUCCAGAUGUUCUCAGCCCCGCCUCGUUUUUCUCCUCCUGGCAGGUAAUUUGCAGUCGAUCGGAAGAAUAUAACGUCCGGCGAGAGCUAUGCAAUGGCACCAAUGAAGGGCCGUUACUCCGAAACCCCGGGAACCAUGAUAAAGGGCGGACCCCCAAGCUUCCAUCUUCAGCGGAUGUUGAAUUCUGCUUAAGCCUGACAGAGUACGAGGCUGGGACCAUGGACAAAUUGGCUAACUUCAGCUUCAGGAACACUCUGGAAGGUUUUGCAAAUCCAAGCACUGCAAUUUCAAAUGUGUCCCAAAGCAGUUUGCAUAACGCCUUGCACAUCUACAUGAAUGGAAGCAUGUCCCAAGUACAAGGAUCAGCAAACGAUCCCAUUUUUAUAUUGCACCAUGCCUUUGUUGACAGCAUCUUUGAACAGUGGCUCCGAAGACACCAACCCGCCCGUGAAGUUUACCCUGCAGCCAAUGCCCCCAUUGGACACAACCGGGAAUACUAUAUGGUCCCCUUCAUUCCUCUCUACAGGAAUGGAGAGUUCUUCAUUUCGUCACAAGAACUGGGCUAUGACUAUGAAUAUCUAGCAAAUCCAGACGAUCCCUUCCAGAAUUUGUUCACGCCUUAUUGGGAGCAAGCCCGUCAGAUUUGGCCCUGGCUGGUGGGAGCAGCUGUGUUGGGUGGCAUCCUCACCGCACUGAUAGCCGGAUGCACAGCUCUGGGCUGCCGGAAGAAGAAGAAGAUUUUAGAAGAGACCCAGCCGCUGCUCAUGGAUAGUGAUGACUAUCAGCACGUGACCUAUCAAUCACACUUAUAAAUGCUGCUCGGGGCCCAGCCUUCAUCCAUCGGUGCUUAUAAGGUGCUAACAGGAGUUCAGGUACAUUUCAGGUGGGCUGGGGACCCCAGAACCAACAUUUGCCACUCUCUUGUGCCCACAUUUGCAGUGAUUGAAGGUCAGUCAUUGGGUUUUCUUCCCACUCUUUCAAUUCGCGUUUAUGAAUAACGUAGCCGAAGAUUCGGGCUGCAAUUUCGAAAUUAAGCAGAAGGCACAACCGUUUGCAGGUUGUCCUGCCCGUCCCUUUUCUGAAUGGCAAAGGUUGUGGUUUGAGAUAGGCCAGGGGCUAGAAGGUGUGGGGGAACUCACUAGGCAAUAGACCGGGGAAGAAUGGGGGAAGAAAUGAUGGGUGAAUGCCCCCAUGGCUGACCUGAAAUCUCUUCCAUUCUUUGUAAGUCUUUCUGACAGGCCCUUAGAAUCACAGAGCUGGAAAGGGCCACACAGGGAUCAUCCUAAAGCCUAUGACCCUGCAGAUGUUCAUGGACACAAUUCCCAUCUGUUCUGCCAAUUGGCCAUGCUGACAGGAGCUGAUGGGAAUCAUGGUCCAUGAAUAUCUGGAGAGCCAUAGGUUGGAGACUCCUGACCUACAGCAUCCCUGACAAGUGUUCGUCCAGCUGCUACUUGAAGACUGCCAGAGAGAGGGAAUCCACCACCUCCUUAGGCAGCUGCUGAAUUACUCUGUUUUUUAAAUAUCCAGUUGUACCUUUCCGCUCAUAAGUUAAACACACUAUUGCAACUCCUGCCCUCUGAUGCCAUCAGGAACAGCUCCCUGCCCUCCUCUAAGUGACAGCCUUUAAAACACUUAAAAGAGAUGAACAGAGGGCCUUUGCCAUUGCCUGCCUCCGCAUAGCAGCCCUGGGGACUUCUGUGGUGGUCUCCCAUCAAAGUGGUGCCCAAGGCUGACCCUGCUUUCCUUCCAAGAUUUGACAAGACUGGGCUUAUAUACUGUUCUGUAUGUUGAAAACUGGUCAUCGUAUUUAUAUUCCUAAGGUCAAAUGUGUUUCUUGGGCCUUUCUGGACAUGUAACAUUAUAAAGUACCGUCUUCUGCCUUAAAAAAGCAAAAGGCUUUGCCUACAGAACCAAAGAUUGCCCCUCUUUUUAUACCCUUUGUCAACCUCCUGCUUCACGUAGCCCCUGGUUAACAAUCGUAACGGUUACUUCUCAUCCCAUUGACUUUGGUGCAUUUAUAAGGGUGAAUAAAUGAAAUGAAACGUAACUGUGCUGAGGUUGUUAUUCAAAUAAAAUCAGUAUUAUAUUA